Molecule: messenger RNA, 1362 nt
Organism: Daphnia pulicaria
Lineage: Eukaryota; Metazoa; Arthropoda; Branchiopoda; Diplostraca; Daphniidae
Exons: 4
Coding region: 171-1313 (380 amino acids)
Source: RefSeq, a predicted model, not a curated record
UGUUUUGACAGUUUCGCAAGUGUCUGCUAUUCAAGAUCAAAGGAUGUAGGAACUGUACAUUACGUCAGGGAAAUUCCCUUAAAAAACAUCACUGUUAUUUCUUAAGUAUAGGGAAGUGCUCGUCGACCAUUAAGAAAUUGUGACUUUAGUCAGUGCAAAGAAUUUCCAUCAUGUCACUAGGACGUAUUAAAGGGAAAUGCUUCACCCAAAAACUUUUGUUCAUUGAUGAAGCUGAUAGUGAAACAGUGAAAGGGAUUGCAAUAAAUCUUUUUGAUUUCUAUACAGAACUUUCUGUUUCUCAGUUCAAUAAAAACAAAUGGCGCAAGGAUUGGAAAACCUUAGGGCAAUUGUGCGAAACAUGCUUCAAAGAUGAUAUCUCGGAAGUUGUGGUUUAUUCCAGUCCCUUGACUAAACUCAACAGAAAUGAAAACCUCUUGUAUCACGCAUUUGCUGUUUUCAAAACUGUAAAUGUUGUAAGUGGACAGAUAGUCUGGUGGUCUGUAGAAAAGAAUGGAGAACACAUUGUUUUGCAGAGGACUGUUAACCAAGACCAAAGUUUUGUUCGAGAUUAUUUGUAUACUGAGAACGAAUCUCAAGAGUCUAUGACAACACGCAAUACUCCCGUGAAAAUGUUGUCCGAAUCUCCAGGACGUGGAACUCUUUUCGAUUUCUUAAGGGCUCUCGUCGAUAGACACGAUUUGAAUGAAAGAUAUCAUUUCUUUGCCAGCAACUGCCAAGAGUUUGCAUCGUUUGUAUUCAACACCAUCAGCGGAAAGAAGAAAAAAUGGAAUGCGACGGUUGACGGCGCCUUAAUGAAGACACUCACUCGAAAGAAAAAAUAUCCCUCAAUAUUCACCGACGCAUUUUUCGGUUUCCAUAUUGAUAACAGAGCAAUUGUCGAAUUUCAUCGAGAUCGCUGGAUAGCAAAACUUCUUCGUCGUCGAUUUAUUCCUGUAAUGCUCGUGCGUCACAGGAGAAGAGACAACUGCGUAUCUGUGAGAGUUGAAUCGGCUGAUGGACGUGGAGUCAAUGGUGCAGUUGGAGGAAGAGAUUUCGUAGCUAUCAACCAAGUGAUUGAUUUCAAAGCCAACGAAGUCGAAAAACAAAUAAUUGUAGAAAUUCUACCUGCUGAUUCCAACAACAGACAUGUUAUCUUCUUUCUAUUAAAACUGUUUUUAACCGGUCCCACUGCUGGCGAGAAUCACGAUGUAAUGAUAGGGUACUAUUCGUCUCAAAUGAUUGAAGUUUUAUUGGCCGAUGAAUGCAACCAAAACGAAAUUUGGACGAACUUUCCUUUGCGCAAAAUCAUUUAAUGUUUUAAUGUUUAAUGUUGCCUUUAUAAAUACAAUAUUUUAUCCAACA